CUUCUAUUCAGUAUGCCUCGGAAGAUUCAUAUCGACCAUAGAUUAAUAACUUGGAAGCCGACACAACCUGUACUACCCCGACGCACCUGGAAGACAAGAUGCGGACUCUGCCAUGGCUGAUGUCAUUGAUCGUAUGUACCGUCACACAAGACGCGGCCUAUUGGAAUACCCAGGCUCAGGAAACGCUGAAGAGAAUGAUGAACCAGAAACAUAACACAAACGUCGCUAAGAACGUCAUUCUGUUUCUCGGUGACGGGCUGGGGAUUUCUACCGUGACCGCGUCCCGAAUCUACAAGGGUCAACUACAAAGUCAGACAGGGGAGGAAACUGUGAUGGCGUACGAGAAGUUCCCGUUCACAGGGCUCAUCAAGACAUACAACACCGACCAACAGGUUCCUGACUCGGCUGGUACGGCUACGGCCUUUCUAUGCGGGGUCAAGGCAAAGGCUGGCACGGUUGGGCUAGACGAUAGCGCCAUUCACAGCAACUGUGCGUCACAACACGGGACGGAAGUGAAGUCAAUUCUAGACUGGAGUAAAAAUGAAGGUAAAUCUACAGGAAUUGUGACCACCACUCGUGUGACGCACGCGACACCGGCUGCCUCAUAUGCGCAUGCGGCAGAUCGCGGGUGGGAGGGGGACACAGAACUUCAGGUUGAGGAGAUCGAAGGGGGUUGUCGAGACAUUGCCUACCAGCUCAUUAUGAACAACAGCGACGUCAACGUAAUCCUAGGAGGUGGGAGGCGCUACUUCUUGUCCAUCAACAAGACAGAUCCCGAGCUGAAUGAGACAACUCGGUCCCAGAGAGGGGAUCUCGAUCUCAUCGAUGAAUGGACACAGGACAAGGUAGACCGGAACAGUAGUCAUAGUUACGUAUGGAACAACGCCCAGUUUGCCAACGUAGACCCGGACAAAACGGAUCACCUUCUUGGUUUGUUUGAAUCUUCACACAUGCAAUAUGAGCAUUCGCGAAACAAGGGACCGGACGGAGAACCCUCUCUGGCGGAAAUGACACAAAAGGCCAUACAAGUCCUUGACAAUAAUCCUAUGGGAUUCUUUCUAUUGGUUGAAGGGGGAAGAAUAGACCACGCCCACCACGCUACGUAUGGCCGGCGAGCGCUACACGAGACCGUUGCUUUCGAAGAGGCGGUACAGAUGGCGCUGAAUCUAACCAAUGAUGAGGAGACAUUAGUUGUCGUCACAGCCGAUCACUCUCACGUGUUCAUGGCUGGUGGCUACCCGAGCCGAGGCAACAGUAUUCUCGGUCUAGUGAACGAUGAAAUGGGUGACGAUACGAUGCCAUAUACUUCACUAGUGUAUGGUAAUGGUCCCGUGGGACGGGAAAACCUCACCAAUAUAGAUACAGCCGACUUCGACUACAAGCAAGGUAGUGCUGUCCCUUUGUCAUCAGAGACGCAUGCGGGAGAGGAUGUUCCGGUUUACGCCAAUGGACCAAUGGCGCACCUCCUUACCGGAACACACGAACAAAACUAUAUUGCGCAUGUAAUGGCAUAUGCCUCGUGCGUUGGACUUAACAAAGAUCAUUGCACACAACUUCCUUCUGGUACACCCACUUCCGGUUCAAGCGGAGUACUUCCGGGUUCUCUGAUUUUCACUCAGUGCUGUUUGUUCUUUUUGUUUUACGCUUGAUUUUUACGUAAGAUGAGAAAGUACUAUCAUCUAGUGUAUCUGUACGUUAAAAUGACGCCUUGCAAAGAUUUCUAACAACGGUCAAAUUCACACACAUGAUUGGCAGAAGACCUGUAUUAGCCCAACUAUAUAUCAGAGAGCUAGGCAGGGGUUUUAUACCACUCGCUUUGCCUUUGAAAAGGUGUUCUUUAUCUACAUAACAUGGUUCUCUAAUGAGAUAUAAAUGAACCAGAGACACGACAAGUGUGUGCGACAGUCAAUAAGAAUGUCUCUAGUCAAAUGUCAUACUCGAAAUCCAGGAGUUCAACCUAGAUGUCCGUGAUGUUCCUACUCCGAACCUUUUGAUUUUCUCGCGACAUAAACGAAGGCACGCGGUGUAUUAUUUGAUUGGUCAAGAAACUGACCAAUUGCAAGGCUCAAAGACUAUGUAACCUUUACUUAAAUUUCACCAAAGAGCUGCUCUGAGAUCAAAACCAGCAAUCACUUGCAUCUUAAAUCAAACCAUUACUCUGAGACUACAGAUUUGCAGAAUUCUGUUAUCAGUCCCCAGACUAGUAAACUCGUAUUAUCUGCAGGUUGUGGUGUACAGGAACCUUGAUUAUGUCAUAAUUUAUUGAAUAAAAUGUCAAA
This is a messenger RNA of Mizuhopecten yessoensis (Yesso scallop), 2279 nucleotides long. RefSeq names its product alkaline phosphatase, tissue-nonspecific isozyme-like. The record is from RefSeq and is a predicted model, not a curated record. Gene Ontology annotation, biological process: dephosphorylation. Lineage: Eukaryota; Metazoa; Mollusca; Bivalvia; Pectinida; Pectinidae. Gene Ontology annotation, molecular function: alkaline phosphatase activity. The coding region runs from base 99 to 1649 and encodes 516 amino acids. The transcript is spliced from 11 exons.